AUGAUUAAUAUUGUAAAAUAAUAUUCUAGAUUUUGUGCCUUUGUAUCGAUAAAGGAGAUGAAAAUGAAUAGAAAGGCAAUUGAAAUCUAAUAGACAGAUUUAGAAUGGAAAUAUAUAAAAGGUGGAGGUCCUGGAGGAUAGGCGAUAAAUAAGACAUCAAAUUGUGUAUAAUUAACCCACAGACCUACAGGAAUAUAAAUAAAAUGUCAGAAAAGUCGAGAUUUAGAAACAAAUAAGAAUUAUGCAAUAAAAGCAUUGAAAGAGAAAUUAGAUGAAUAAAUAAAUGGAACAAAUAGUUUAGCAAAUAUAAAAGGUUAGAAACUGUAGAGAUAGAAGUAAAGGAGAUAGAGAAGAAGUAAUGAAAAAUAUGGUCUAAAAAAUAUAGAGGAUUAGAAAGAGGAGAUUGUUAAUGAAUGAG
This is a messenger RNA of Paramecium sonneborni, 418 nucleotides long. The record is from the annotation of a GenBank genome assembly. Lineage: Eukaryota; Ciliophora; Oligohymenophorea; Peniculida; Parameciidae.